This is a messenger RNA of Trichomycterus rosablanca, 2974 nucleotides long. It is a transcript of the gene eml2, whose product is annotated as EMAP like 2. The transcript has 22 exons. Gene Ontology annotation, molecular function: microtubule binding. Gene Ontology annotation, cellular component: mitotic spindle. The record is from RefSeq and is a predicted model, not a curated record. Gene Ontology annotation, biological process: microtubule cytoskeleton organization. The coding region runs from base 95 to 2512 and encodes 805 amino acids. Lineage: Eukaryota; Metazoa; Chordata; Actinopteri; Siluriformes; Trichomycteridae.
CUCGCGCAGAAAGUGUCGCUCUGAACGGUGAAGGAAGCGACAUAGCUGAUUGUACAAUAACGCGUUUAUAUAAGAGGGUUUAAGAAGAGGAGAAAUGACGGAAAGAAUAGCGCCCUGCGGUAACCUGUGUGAUAAGAGCUCGCUCCUGCUUCGCUAUUAUAACGAUGAUAACCUUUCGGCAGGGAGUGGGAUGGAGAUGGAUGACCGUCUGUCUCACCUGGAGCAGAGGGUACAGCUGCAGGAGGAUGAGAUCCAGCUGCUGAAGUCUGCGCUAGCUGAUGCUUUACGCAGACUUGGCUACUGCGAAGAGCUCACACAGGCCAGCAACAGAAAGGGCGCACCAACCAAAGUUCGACAAAUUCUACAAGGGCUUCCUUCCAAACCUUUAGCCAAUGGUUAUGUUGAGCAAAGAAGAAUGGGUGGCUUUCCAUCCUCACCUUCCUCUCCUAAAAAAGAAUCCCUAAUAUCUAUCAAAAGAAAAAGUAUGUCCACCGAGCGUCUCUCCACAGCCAGAAAGGAUCUUGCAGAUUCACGCAGCAGAACCACCUCAUCCAGCAGCAUUGCCAGUGGCAAAAGAGACAGUAAAUCCAAAGAGUGCACCUAUAACGCUGAGGAUGGGUAUGUUAGGAUGUUUCUUCGUGGCCGCCCAGUUACCAUGCAUGUACCUGACCAACUGAGGGAAAGCUACAGCCUUGAGCAGAAGGUGCCACUCCCAGAGAGCAAGCUUAAACUUCAGUGGGUUUAUGGGUACAGGGGGCGAGACUGCCGCUCUAACCUCUACCUGCUGCCAACCGGAGAGAUUGUCUACUUCAAUGCGUCUGUGGUUGUGCUGUAUAAUGUGGAUGAACAGCAGCAGAGACACUAUCUGGGUCACAAUGAUGAUGUAAAAUGUUUGGCUAUCCACCCUGACAUGGUCACCAUAGCAACGGGACAAGUUGCUGGCACAUCCAAAGAUGGCAAACUGCUGGCUCCACAUGUUCGUGUCUGGGACUCUGUUAGUCUGAACACACUACAUGUGAUUGGGACAGGUGUGUUUGACCGGGCUGUUACCUGUGUGGCCUUCUCUAAAUCGAAUGGUGGUGCCUAUCUGUGUGCAGUUGAUGAUGCAAAUGACCACAUCCUGUCUGUGUGGGACUGGCAAAAAGAGAAGCAAAUCGCUGAUGUGAAGUGUUCAAAUGAAUCUGUGCUAGGGGCCGUCUUCCACCCCAUGGAGGCUAACCACAUUGUCACCUGUGGAAAGUCCCACCUCAAUUUCUGGACUAUAGAAGGAAACACUCUGACCAAGCGUCAGGGACUGUUUGAGAAACAUGAGAAACCCAAGUAUGUGCUGUGUGUAGCAUUUGCUGAAAAUGGAGACGCAAUAACAGGAGACUCAGGUGGAAACAUCUACAUUUGGGCUAAAGGCAGUAACAGAAUCAGUCAGGCGGUUGCAGCAGCACACGAAGGCGGGAUCUUCUCCCUGUAUGUGCUGAAGGAUGGUACACUGGUGUCAGGAGGAGGGAAGGAUCGCAGAGUGGUGCUAUGGGACCAUGAAUACCAAAAACAAAAUGAGAUGGCGGUUCCUGAGGCGUUUGGACCUGUUCGCACUUUAACCGAGGGAAAACAAGAUGAAUUAUUUGUGGGCACAACCAAAAAUGCCAUCCUGCAAGGCUCUUUCUCUGGUGCACUCACACCCAUUGUUCAGGGUCACACAGAUGAGCUGUGGGGUCUGGACGUGCACCCCAGCAUGAAACAGUUUGUAACCUGUGGUCAAGACAAGCAGGUUCACCUGUGGGACGUUACCUCCCAUCAGCCUCUGUGGAACAAGGCCAUUGAGGACCCAGGACGUUCUGCUGGCUUCCACCCUAGCGGCACUGUGCUUGCUGUGGGCACCAUGACUGGAAGGUGGCUCGUUCUUGACACAGACACCAGGGAUCUUAUUUCUAUGCAUACCGAUGGAAAUGAAAUCAUCUCCAACGUGAAAUACUCUCCAGAUGGUGCAUACCUGGCUGUGGGCUCCCAUGACAACUUUGUUUACAUUUACGCUGUGACUGAAAACGGGAGGAAAUACAGCCGCAUUAGCAAAUGCACUGGCCAUUCAAGUUUUGUUACUCACUUAGACUGGUCCACCAACAGCCAGUAUCUUGUCACAAACUCAGGGGACUAUGAAAUCUUGUACUGGGAGGCUUCUACUGGGAAACAUAUUACCAGUGCAGAUGUGGUCCGUAACCUUGAAUGGGCCUCUUCCACAUGUGUGCUGAGUUUCAGUGUCUUUGGCAUCUGGCCAGACGGUGCUGAUGGCACAGACAUCAAUGCUGUUUGCAGGUCAAAUAACCGCAGUGUUCUGGCCUCAGCCGAUGAUUUCGGCAAAGUGCGUUUGUUCUCAAACCCCUGUUCUCAGUCAAGGGCACCCAGUCAUGUAUAUGGUGGACACAGCAGCCAUGUGACCAACAUUGCCUUUCUGCAUGAUGACAGCCAGCUUGUCUCUACUGGGGGGAAGGACACCAGCAUCCUUCAGUGGGCACUUGUCUGAUUAUGCCUGUGCAAACCUGCUGCUUAGUUACUCAAGCCUCCUGCCCAAUAGAGGGCAGCACUGCUGUGCCUACUUUGCAUUACAUAGUUCUGUCAGUCCGUAGUCUUGUACCACUGAAUGUUUCACAACACAGAUGUCCUUACACAGAUGCUAGUCCAAGAUCAGAAUUUGGGGCUUUUUUUGAACAUAAGUAAAAGUAGGAAGAACCUGCAUUGUGUACCAUGCUGAUUAAUGAUUAAUGGAAUCUCUGGAAAUAAGAAAAAGGCAUGUCCUAAUUAUUUAGCCAUAUUUACGCCUAUUAUAAAAGUUUUAGCCUCAUAAAUAAUAUAUUAUGCAGUAACUGUGUGGACAUGUGAUGUAAUACAUGUUGUGGCAAUUAGUGCUUUAUAUUUAUCUAGGAAUAAACCUAAGCUGUGCUUUGCCUUCAUUUUCUUAAUAAAAUUUCUACUGUACUGCACUAUA